CAUCUAUUUAUCUAGCCAUCUCUCUUUCGCGGUAUACGCACUUACCUGCGAAACGCGGUCGUACGACGGUGGCGCUUCGACUUAACGAACUCCGGUGGCGCCGAAGGAAAGAUCGUUUCGUGGUCGGGGAUCUCUACCUCGAUCCAACCAGCGCGAUACACAACACACCGUCCGGAGAACGAGGAGCGUCCGCUCGCUCUCCUCUCUCGUUCAGUGUCUCGCGGGUGUGUGCGUGUGCGUGUGUGCGCGGGUGUAGACACGUAUGUACGCGCGAGAAGAAGUGCGCGUCCGAACAUUGUGGCGAAAUAGGGGCGAAUCCCUCGAAUAGGAGACAGAAGGAGAGAGGGAGAGAAGCAGGGCAUAUCUGACGCGGCCGGUUCAUAUUUUCGGAUAUACCCACCACUCCGAUUUUCGGUUCCUCCUUUAACUUCUCUCCCCUUCAUCGUCUCGGCGAGCUCUUCUCGGAGCAGCGGGCGAUUGCGCAAGCAGGUAUUCGGAAAUAACCCGUGUGGCUCGCAGUUAUGAAUUGAUAGCAAACACAUGGUGGACACGCCGCGUGUGUUCCGUUCAGCCGGGGCUCCUCCUCGAGAUCUCGACUUCCUCGUAACGUGACUGGCCUCCUCGACUCGCUGACAGGUCGUGACUUUGUGCGUAAACUCGCGACUCUCCGAUGGCACGGGACGAUUAUUCGUCGCUUGGUCGAGUGACGCGUCAUCAUCCUCGGGUCGUCGAAAGUGUAGUUUUUACCUCGACGUGAUUUUUCUUCGUUUUUUCCUUCUCCUUUUCGGCGAUUCGCCCGCGAAUCGAGACGAAUCGAGACGACUCGUUCGCAUUAUGGGAUAAACGGAGUAAGACCGAAAUCGGUGAACCUCUCUUAAUGACGGAUCGACAUGUGAUUAUCUCGAUAUCGUGCGUGAUCAAGUUUAAAUACGCGAGUUAAAUUGCGACGAGACGUCGUCCUUGACGGGUGCAUCUUUAAUUUGAAUGCGUUCGCCGCGGACUCUCGCUCGUGUUCUGAAGAGAAGGAAGAAGAGAGACGAGAAUCUCUCUCGGAACAGCGAAAUUACGCGAGGCGGAGUAAUCGGACGAAUGAAGCUGAUGAUCCUGGGCUACGUACAUGUGCAGUGAUUACACAAGAUCGGCACUCAUGUACGUUGAUUACGGCGGCGACACUUAUGCCGGAAUGGGAAUCAAGGCUAUGAAGUCCUUUGGCAGGCCCAGAGAUAUACCGGCGCAAGUGCCGCCGUUAACACCUGGGACCAACAAGAAGAUGACCGAGGCUUUGGAGGCCAUUUUCGCGAAUUGGGAAAAGGAACGACUCCGCCUGAAUAUAACUAAAGACCCGAGGCAAUGGUCGGAAGCAGCUGUUGCCCACUGGUUGCAGUGGGCUAUCGGAGAAUUCUCCCUGGAGGGUACGGCGAUGCAGCCGUGGCAGCACAUGACUGGGAAACAGAUUUGUGCCAUGGGGAAGGAAUCCUUUCUAGCACGUGCCCCCACCACCUUCAUGGGCGACAUCCUAUGGGAGCAUCUCGAGAUCCUGCAGAAAGAUGUCGACGCAGCGAAGGCCUCUCUGGAGAACGUGCCGGCGAACUUGUAUGAAAGCGUAUGCGUGCCAGAUUUAGGUGAUUUUGUGGGAUACCAGGGUGGCGGCCAUCAGGUGGCAACACCAGAACAUAAAAAUCCGCCGACGCCCGCCAAUUCGGCCACCUCCAACUCCUCCGGUCCUCCUCAGAGCGGUACGCAACAACAACCCUCGAUACAACCCUCUUCGGCCGCGGUGUCCCUGCCAUCGAGACAGUAUCAUAACGAUGGUGGCUACAAUCAUCUUCGCAGUCCUGUGUGCCAAGACGAAAGUCAAAAAGACGAAACGUCGCCACCACCUCACAGCCAUAGCACCCAACCGCCAACCUCUCACUCUAGCACUCCUAACAGUAAUAACAACAAUAACAACAAUAACAAUGCCAACAAUGCGUACAUUCAUCUACGGAAUUUAAAUCAGCUCAAAACGGAAUCGAACUACAGUAAUCACCACAUAACGGAGCAUCUCCAGAGUGGCGGCCUGGGCAGCGGGGGCGACCUCGGGGGUACAGGAAGCAACGAGAACGACUUGAGAGUCGGCGCGAACGCCACGGAGAGUUACAUGACGCCGGCACAUUAUUCCGGAUACGACGAGACUUCCGAGUAUCACAGCUUACCGCCGGAUCACCAGGCACCGCAUCCAUACAAUUUGGAUAGUUCGCCGGACUUUUACGGCACCAGCGCGAUUCACAUCGAACCCAAAUAUCAGCCGUCAUCGUUCAAAAACUAUCCUCGAGGAGGACGCUUCCAUGAGGGUUACAGCGAGAGCGGUGGAUACGGACAGUACGAUGCAACGCCGUUCCAAACGGUUCCCGGAAGCGGGAGCGGUGCUGGAGGCGGCGGCGUCGGUGGUGACCAAUGGGGUGUCGGACUUGGAGAUCACUUGUCUCAUCACCCCGCGUUUCUUGCGGGACUCGGACCACGGGACUCCUCCAAUCCCCAUCAUCCCACAUCUAUAACUAAUAAUGCGGACCAAAAACCCUUACUGCAAAAUCCGAUGCUCGCCAGUUACGCAGGCGGACCAUGUUUUACCGGAUCAGGUCCAAUUCAGCUCUGGCAAUUUCUGUUGGAGCUGUUAACUGAUAAAUCGUGUCAGGGUUUCAUCUCGUGGACCGGCGAUGGCUGGGAAUUCAAACUAACCGAUCCGGACGAAGUUGCGCGCCGUUGGGGUGUCCGCAAAAAUAAACCCAAGAUGAAUUACGAGAAGCUGAGCCGAGGCUUACGCUACUAUUAUGACAAAAACAUUAUACACAAAACUGCUGGCAAACGAUACGUAUAUCGCUUUGUUUGCGACUUACAAAGUCUACUAGGAUACAGUCCUGAAGAGUUACAUGCAAUGGUAGACUUGAAACCUGAGAAAAAGGAAGAAGACUGAGUUUUUGUUAAUGAGAGCAUGCUUUAGAGGAUUGUGUCACACUUAUAAAUGAAAUGUAAUAAUACAAAUUCUCUUUCUAUCUCUCUCUUUCUCUCUCUUUCUUUUUUUGCAUUAGCAUGCAAAAAUAAGAAAAAUGAGAGGACAAAAAAGUAUCUAUACAAUGAAAUCACUAUGAAAUAACUAUAUUCAAAUACAGAAGACUGUGAUAGUACGUCUUCUUUGUUCAGAUAUAAACAAAAUCGAAUCGGGGUCGUAUGUACCAAAGACAGGGUCUGCAUACCAUUGGUGCCUAAAGUUGAAGAAAUCGCGAAUUUGUUUCUAAGUGAUUGAUUUGUCAGCAGGUUUUAGAGAAUAUUUAUAGGAAUAACUCGUCAAUUUAUACAUAUAUAUAUAUAUAGAUAUAUUUUUAAUGUUAUAUGAUUUUCAACGCUACUAGCGUCAAGAUACUUGAUGAUGCCGCUAAAUUAUUUAUGUCUCAUCAUUUUAACAUGUGUGUUAUAUCUCGUUGAUAGAUGACGAUAUGUGAUUGUUAUUACCAUAAUUUUACAAUAAACUCAUUAUAUAAUGUACUA
Nylanderia fulva is the source of this 3525-nucleotide messenger RNA. It is a transcript of the gene pnt, whose product is annotated as ETS transcription factor pointed. The record is from RefSeq and is a predicted model, not a curated record. Gene Ontology annotation, biological process: regulation of transcription by RNA polymerase II; cell differentiation. Gene Ontology annotation, molecular function: sequence-specific DNA binding; DNA-binding transcription factor activity, RNA polymerase II-specific. Lineage: Eukaryota; Metazoa; Arthropoda; Insecta; Hymenoptera; Formicidae. Gene Ontology annotation, cellular component: nucleus.